AUGGCGCUCCGACGACCACAUCGGAAAUCUCGCCACGGAUGCGUGGAAUGUAAGAGGCGACGAGUCAAGGUCUGUAUUGGGGCGACACACAUACUCCACCGGCUAGCACCAACUAAUUCUGAUUUUCCCCAGUGCGAUGAAGUUCGCCCGACCUGUUCCAAUUGUGCCAAGCGCCAUGCGGAAUGCGAGUACGGGUCAUCGACUUCACUGCUCUGGGCAAAUGACGAGCCGGGUCGCUCGUCGCUGGCCUCCGGGUCGGACAGCGGCCCGCACAGCUCGCCGGUGCUGGGAUCUCCCAACACCGACUCGCUGGGAAUUCUGGGCCGGCUGAGUGGCGACAAUGCAGCAAGCACAUUGCCGUCGCCGGCCCUCAACCUGCAUGACCUCGAGUUGAUGAUGCAGUGGUGCAACGCGACGUACCACACGCUGUCGCGCAAUGAGCUCACAGAUCCGAUCUGGCGAAACAUCGUGCCCGAUGAGGCUCUGUCUCAUUCGUUCCUGAUGCACGGCAUCCUGGCUCUGUCGGCCUUGCACCUCGCGCGGACGGGACCGGAACCCUCUCGUCGAGCUGGGUAUUUGAACCGCGCUGUGGCACACCAGAACCAAGCGCUGGCUCUGUUCCGGGAACUGCUGGGCGACAUCACCGAUGCUAAUGCCAAGGCUAUGUUCGCCUUUGCCAGCAUCGUCGUCGUCUAUACAUUUGGCUUCCCACACACGCCCGACGCACAAGACGCCUGGACCUGCGUCGACGACCUCUACCAGGUCCUGAUUCUGACUCGCGGUAUCCAACAGGUGAUCCGGUCACCGGCCGACUGUCUACGAGACAGCCAGUUCGCACCAAUUUUACAAGUGGAGGAAGUUCACGCAUUUCUCUCCGAAGACGCGACCGUCACGAUCAAGCGCCUGCAUGAGGCCAACGAAAAUUACGGCGCGCACCACUCAACCCAUGACCGAGAGGUGUACCAGGAGACCAUCAACAAUUUUGCCGAGAUGCUGAGCUGGGUGCAAGGCGGCAUGACAGCGAGCACGGUAGCAGGGCGAUGGGCAAUUCGACUCCCACAGCGUUUCCUGGAGCUGCUCCGCCAGCGGGAGCCGUUGGCGCUCGUCAUGUUAGCACACUAUGGCGUGCUUUUACGGUACUUGAAACACCGUUGGUGCUUUGACGAGUGGUGCGUACGGGUCGCCAAAGCCGUCUGGGCGAUCCUCGAUCGGCGGUGGAGACCGCUGGUUGAUUGGGCCAUGCGAGAGAUCCUCGGUGCCAACUACGUGGAUGAGAUUGACGGUUCGGUGCUUCAAUGA
Molecule: messenger RNA, 1299 nt
Organism: Penicillium alfredii
Lineage: Eukaryota; Fungi; Ascomycota; Eurotiomycetes; Eurotiales; Aspergillaceae
Product: Zn(II)2Cys6 transcription factor domain-containing protein
Exons: 1
Coding region: 1-1299 (432 amino acids)
Biological process (GO): regulation of transcription by RNA polymerase II
Molecular function (GO): DNA-binding transcription activator activity, RNA polymerase II-specific; zinc ion binding
Source: RefSeq, a predicted model, not a curated record